Messenger RNA from Pleurotus ostreatus (oyster mushroom), 285 nucleotides. RefSeq lists its product as uncharacterized. The record is from RefSeq and is a predicted model, not a curated record. NCBI's taxonomy places the organism in Eukaryota, Fungi, Basidiomycota, Agaricomycetes, Agaricales, Pleurotaceae. The transcript is spliced from 2 exons. Bases 1 to 285 code for a protein of 94 amino acids.
AUGUCCGUCCUCAUUGACGUUACAAACACCCCGACUAUCAACAGUACCCGAGAAGAAUGGCGCGCGGGGAACAAGCCUCCUUACCUGAGUAUAACCCCGGUCGAACUACAAUGGGCACGAGAAACAGUCCUCAUGAUUCCACCAUCAUUGAAGCAGCAGCUGUUGCCGCCGUUGCACCUUUCCAUACGUGAUUUCAUCAACAUGGUGCUUCCGGAACAAUGCAGCUUCUUCAACCUGGUCAAAUCUGACGCUACGCCCGGUGCCAGCGCAACAAACCCUGUGUAA